GACAAAACCACCGAAAGGCUCCGGCCGGAGUCAACAAGUCCCGGCCCCGGAAGUACAUAUCGGGGCUGGGGACCUUCAUCCUAAGCGACAAAAAGAUUUAGAUAAGUUAGUAUGAGCUUAGAGGGCUCUUUGAUGAAUUUAUUUUGGCAUUCUCUCAAGGUCCGAAGUUUUCUUGCUCCCCGGUCCGAAUCUCCAGGAGGCAUGAUGAUAAUUCGGCCAGCCUUGGGUCAUCAUGGCAGAAACAGUGCACAAUUCUAUAUCACCAACGUAUUUAAUCACUGACAACUUAACCAAUGUUUUCUCAUAUUACACUUGAAAUCACAAGCCAUUGCCAGAAUAACAUCUUCUUCUACAUCUCGACGUCUUCAUCAAUUGCCCAUCAUGGCCACCGAGCUCAAAGAAUACCUCGUCCACAUCCCUGAUCUUCCCGACGUCCUAGCCAAGCGACAAGUCCUCCUCAAACCUCACAACCAAGACGCUGCUCCCCUGGUCAAAGCCGGUCGCGUACCCUUCUUCGGCAGCACCCUUGCUCAUCACAGCGCCGAGGGCCAACAAGUCGCCGAAAAUGGAACAGUCAUGAUCAUCAAGGCUGAGAGUGAGGAGGAGAUCAAGGAGAUUAUUCGGAAGGAUAUUUUUACUAUUGAGGGAGUUUGGGAUUUCGGAAAGUUGUCUAUUUGGCCUUUCAAGAUUAUUGCAACUCUUGUAACCCUCGCUAGCAUGCGUAAUCAUCGAGAUAAUUCCUGGGUGGUGCAAAAGUUUGGAGGGACCAGUAUUGGUAAAUUCCCAGACAAGGUUGCUGAGAUUGUGAAGAGUGCCAGACUGGGGGGCGAUAGACCAGCUGUGAUAUGUUCCGCACGAAGCUCAGGCAAAAAGGUAUUCGGAACAACAAGUAGACUACUACAAGUCUAUCGGACAUUGAGAGGCAUUGUAGCCAUAACUCAAGAUCCUGAUAUGCAAGAAUUGCUAUUCGACCGACUUCGCAGCAUUAUUAGAGAUAUCCGCGACGACCAAGUCGCCACUGUCCAAAUAUUCGUCCUGAGACAAGAUAUCCGCGAAGAGACAAUUCGACAGAUCACAGCGGACUGCCAAGAACUACUUGACUACACAUCCGCAGCCAAACGCUUCAAUCUCGACAUCAAUGGCAAAGCAAAAGACAAAAUGGUCAGCUUCGGUGAGAAAUUGAGCUGUCGACUCAUGGUCGCUAUGUUACGAGACAGAGAUAUCCCAGCGGAAUAUGUGGAUCUCUCAGACAUUGUGCCCAGCAAUAAUUUGGGUCAGUUGAAGCCAGAAUUCUUCCACGAAGCUGCUGCUGUCUUUGGAAAGCGAGUUGAAGCUUGCAAUGGAAGGGUUCCCGUCAUCACUGGUUUCUUCGGCGCGGUUCCGGGGAGUUUGAUCGAUAGUGGUAUCGGAAGAGGAUACUCUGACUUGUGCGCUGUUUUGGUGGCGAUCGGUCUGCACGCAGAAAGAGUACAGAUCUGGAAAGAAGUCGAUGGCAUCUUUACAGCUGAUCCCAGAGAAGUCCCUGACGCGAGAUGUUUGCCUUCGAUUACUCCAUCAGAAGCAGCUGAACUUACGUUCUAUGGAUCGGAGGUCAUUCAUCACCUUGCACUCUCUCUGGCAAUUCAAGCGAAGCCUCCAGUUAGCAUCUUUGUCAAAAAUGUGCAGAAGCCAUGGGGUCAAGGAACUGUUGUUGUUCCCAGUGAUGGAGACGAGACGUCUUCGUGGCCGAUUGACUACCUGGAUCCCUCUGAUUCGGAUAGUACUUCGUCUACAGCACUGCCGAAGAUGCCGACUGCUGUUACUAUCAAGAGAGACAUCACCGUCUUCAACAUUCUGAGCAACAAACAGUCCAUGUCUCACGGCUUCUUCGUCAAAGUCUUUACAAUCCUUGCAGACCACGACAUUUCCGUGGAUCUCAUUUCGACAUCUGAGGUUCAUGUGUCUAUGGCAAUCAACAGUUCCAACAUGGAUCCAGCUCAAGUCAAGAAUGUUCAGUGCAGACUCGCUGAGGAAGGAGAGGUGAACGUGUUGCCGGAUAUGGCUAUUCUGAGUCUCGUGGGUGCUGAGUUGAAGAACAUGACCGGCAUUGCCGGGAGGAUGUUCGCUAUUUUGGGGGAGCAGCAUGUGAACAUUGAGAUGAUCUCGCAAGGCGCGAGUGAGAUUAACAUAUCCUGUGUGAUUCCGGAUAAGGACGCCACCCGGGCCCUGAAUAUGCUGCAUGACGAAUUAUUUACGAAGAACAUCCUCUAG
Messenger RNA from Fusarium redolens, 2250 nucleotides. Its product is annotated as Aspartate/glutamate/uridylate kinase. Gene Ontology annotation, molecular function: aspartate kinase activity. The coding region runs from base 382 to 2250 and encodes 622 amino acids. NCBI's taxonomy places the organism in Eukaryota, Fungi, Ascomycota, Sordariomycetes, Hypocreales, Nectriaceae. Gene Ontology annotation, biological process: amino acid biosynthetic process. The transcript has 6 exons. The record is from RefSeq and is a predicted model, not a curated record.